CUGCAGUCAACAAAGUAGAAUAAAUAUGGUUGGACGGACACUGAUCAAUGUUGCGAUUAUUGGCGGAGGACCAGGGGGACUGGGAACGGCCAUCGCCCUAUCUCAACUCCCCUUCGUUCAGGUCACUCUUUAUGAGAAAAAUCCGGAGCCUCGCGAAGCUGGUGCAGGAAUUAGUCUGAGUACGAAUGCAUGGAAAGUCCUGGACUUACUUGGAGCCAGCGAUGGGGUCAGGGGAGGCUCCAAGUCAAACACGCACCAACGGAAUGCCCAUAAAGGCACGAUUCUCAGCGUGGUAGAAUCGCCAGAAAGUUCCGAGGCAGACUCUCGUGGAGCGAUUCGCGCUCGGAGAACGCGUCUCCAAUCAGCACUCCUUUCUCGAGUCCCGAAGGAAAUUAUCCGAUAUGACAAGAAGCUCAUCCAUCUGGAAAAUCUACCGAGUAAAGGGGUGCGAUUGUUGUUUCAUGACCGGACAGAAGCGGUUGCAGAUCUUGUCGUUGGAGCGGAUGGAAUACAAUCUAUUGUUCGCCGGACACUACUCCCGGAUCAUCAACUCUCUUUUACUGGAACAAUUGCAUGGCGGGUGAUUGUCCCCAAAGCAAGUCUGGCUAAUAUUCCCGACAUCACAUCCUUCACGAGCUGGUGGUGGGGUGAAAAGGGUCAUGUUUAUUUCUCAGAUGUUGAUGAUGAGAGCGAGGAAACCCCGCAUUUUGAAAUCACCGUGCGUGGAUAUCGUGAGCCUGAGAUCCCUGGGAAAACUGUCGUCUGGGGAAUUCCUGCUAGCAACGACCGCGUAGCAUCUCGUGUUGAGAAUUAUGACCAUCGAAUCAAAGACGCUGUGAAUGUUGUGCCAGAAGGCGCAUGGAGAGAAUUCGCAAUGUUUGCAGGUCCACGACUUGACAGGAUUAUUGGCUGGGAUAACAAAGUCGCAUUGAUUGGAGAUGCCAGUCAUCCCCUCUCUGGUGCUUUCGGUUCCGGGGCAACAUUCGCGAUGGAAGAUGGCUGGAUUCUUGCCCGGGCUCUGGAAUAUACUCAUUCACUUGCGCUUCCGGUAGAAGACGCCCUCGAAAUCUUCAACACGAUCCGAUCACCAUACUAUGCGAGAAUGUACGAGCAUUUGGAUCAAUCGGAAGAAAGGCUGCGAAAAGCUCGACAAGAAACUAAAAGCUUCGACGAUUUCCUACGGAUGAAGCUUGAAUACUUCCUUUAUGGAGACAAGGAUUUCAUUUACAAAAAUGACAUCCAAAAGGUCUGGGAAGACUAUACAUUAGCAGUGGAAAGACAGGAAGAAGGCCGGGGAUCUUGA
This is a messenger RNA of Penicillium brasilianum, 1303 nucleotides long. The record is from the annotation of a GenBank genome assembly. Lineage: Eukaryota; Fungi; Ascomycota; Eurotiomycetes; Eurotiales; Aspergillaceae.